This is a messenger RNA of Oldenlandia corymbosa var. corymbosa, 4598 nucleotides long. NCBI's taxonomy places the organism in Eukaryota, Viridiplantae, Streptophyta, Magnoliopsida, Gentianales, Rubiaceae. The record is from the annotation of a GenBank genome assembly.
UUUUAUCAUAUUUACAGGGAAAAAUGUUCUCAAAAAGGGGAUUGAUAGUCAAAAAUCAACAUGGCUGGCUUUAACCUCCGUGUGUGAAAAAGAAUGAAGGCAUGGCGACAAAAAGCUUCAUCAUUUUGAAUUACUACUAUUCUUAAUCUUAUUAUUAUGAUCAUCAUCAAUCCAUCAUCAAAAUCAAUAUCCCAAAACGCCGUUUUUUUGACAAAAAAAAAAAGAAAAAGGUAAACACUUUGGCUGAUUAUUGUCCAUUUGCCCUUAUUCAAUUCAUACACGGAAAUUAUAGUUUUUUUUUUUACAGAUAAUCCAGUCAAAAUUUGAACUUUCUUUUAAUCAAUCCCAUGCAAAUAUUUCCAUAUUUAUUUGCAUAUUAUCAUAUCAUAUCAAUUUCCCCUCUGUAUAAGAGAUAUUACUUAAUAUAUAUAUUAUAUAGAUUGAAUUCCUUCAUCUUCUUUUUCAUCGUCUUCUUCGAUCAUAGGAUUCUGGCUAGCUUUCUCCAGGCAUUUUUUGCUGUUGUACAUUUUUAUCUUCUUCUGGUUUUGCUAUUAACUUUCUGGGCGUUGUACAUUAUUACAAUUAUUAUUGAAAAAUAGGUAGUGGGUGGUGGAAUAUUAUAAAGAAAAAAAAAAGAGGAAGAAAUUCUGGUUUUCUGGAGGAAAACCAAUUGCCCACAAGUUUUUGUCGGAGUCCCCCCCCUUUGUGAUUUUGUCACCUUAACUGAUCUAAUUAUUUUUUUUUCCCCUCUUUUGAAUCACCCCUAAAAUUUAACCUAGAUUCCAGAUUUUGGUGAUUUUUCUGGUUUCUGCAGUGAUAAUCUGAAAAGGGCUGUUGAUUUUGGUGUUUUUUUUUUUUUGAGGGAUAGAUUUGAUAUUGAUAUUUUGACCCAGAACGUGCUUUCAAUCUAGUGUGUGUAUUUUUCCUGCUAUAUUUUUCUUUUUCUCUCUUUAUGAUUUUUCAUCCACUCUGAACUAUACGUUUGGAAUCAUAAUCAAAGACGUGUUGAGCUGUUACCAUUUCUUCUCUUUCUCUUUCUCUCUCUUCCAGUCUUCAUUCACAUCAUUUUCCAUCUCCCACACUUGUAGUCUGUCUCUUAACAAUUACACUCAAAUACAAUAUUACAGAAAAGAGAAUAGUGAAAAAAAUACUAUAAAAUUUUCUUUUGUAGUUUGAUUUUUCAUCUGCAAAAAAAAAAAAAAAAAAAACCUCCCCUUUUGCAAGCUGUAAAUUGAUUGUGGAGUUUGGCCUCUUUUUGUAGUUGUGAGUUCUUCUUUCUCUCUUCCUUACUCCCCCAUUCUUAACCCCAAAACACCACCAGCUAUUUCUAUUACAUUUUUCAAAUCUGUCAUUCCCUUAUAAGCUCCCUUACCAAUGUCUCCAUGUUUUAGAGACGCCUAGCAACUUCUAAACAUCCCACGCGUCCUUCUCCUUUUAUUCUUUUCCCUCACAUUCUCCCAAAUGCCAAACGGGAUAUAAUAGAAACAUUUUGGAAAGUUCAUUAUAUUUAUGUUGUUGUUGGUUUUGUUUAUAAACAAUUGAGCUAGUUCCAUUUGAAAAACAAAAUUUUCUGAGCUUGAAGAAGUUCAUCCCUUUUCUUUGAGCCUCUCUGCAGAGGCCCUGAAUUCCCUAUAAAGUUUCAAUCUUUGUUUGUUUUAGCUUAUCUGGGCUGUCAUCCCUUUAGCUUCUUCCUACAAUGGCACCAUCGUUUGACUGGUGGGGUAAAGAAAGCCAUAGGGGUACCCCUGUGGUUGUGAAAAUGGAGAACCCUAAUAAUUGGUCCAUGGUUGAGCUUGAAGGUCCUUCAGAGGAUGAUUUUCUUGAUGAUUUGUCAAUGCGCCAUCACAGUAUUGAAAAGGGUCGGAACAAGAAUGCUAAGCAGCUUACUUGGGUUCUCCUUCUCAAGGCUCAUAAAGCAGCUGGUUGUUUGACUUCUAUAGCUUCUGCAUUGGUCAGCCUUGCUGCUGUGGUCCGCCGCCGGGUUGCUUCCGGCCGGACUGACACCACCGACAGUAUAGCUUCUGAGAAUCCGGCUGUCAAGUCUCGGUUUUACUCUUGUAUAAAGGUUUUUCUUUGGUUAUCCAUCCUCCUGCUUGGUUUUGAAGUAGCUGCGUAUUAUAAAGGUUGGGACUUUGGUGCUCCGGAUCUUCAAUUACAGUAUCUGUACACUCUGGCCAACCCAUUAUCUGUUAAGGGCUUGUUUGAUUCGCUUUACUCGAAAUGGAUUAUGAUUAGGGUAGAGUAUCUGGCUCCCCCUCUGCAGUUUUUGACAAAUGCCUGUAUAUUGCUCUUCCUCAUUCAGAGUGUGGAUAGAUUAGUUUUGUGCUUGGGAUGUUUGUGGAUUCGUUUGAGAGGGAUCAAGCCAAUUGCCAAGCUGGAUUCAGCGGAUCUGGAGUCUGGCGAUGGUGGUGGUUACUUUCCUAUGGUUUUAGUUCAGAUCCCUAUGUGUAAUGAAAAGGAGGUUUACCAGCAAUCUAUUGCUGCAGUGUGUAAUCUAGACUGGCCUAAAACCAAAAUUUUGGUCCAAAUUCUGGAUGAUUCUGAUGAUCCCACUACUCAGACCUUGAUUAAAGAAGAAGUGCACAAAUGGCAGCAAGAAGGUGCUAACAUUGUCUAUAGACAUAGAGUAAUUAGGGAAGGGUACAAGGCCGGCAACCUCAAGUCUGCCAUGAAUUGUAGCUAUGUUAAAGACUAUGAAUUUGUUGCAAUUUUUGAUGCUGACUUUCAGCCGAACCCGGAUUUUCUGCAGCGAACAAUUCCCCAUUUCAAGGAUAAUGAGGAAGUAGGAUUGGUUCAGGCAAGGUGGUCUUUUGUAAAUAAAGAUGAAAAUCUACUAACAAGGUUGCAGAACAUCAAUUUGGCCUUCCAUUUUGAAGUAGAGCAGCAGGUUAAUGGGAUUUUCCUGAAUUUCUUUGGGUUCAAUGGGACUGCUGGUGUAUGGAGGAUAAAAGCUUUGGAAGAAUCAGGUGGGUGGUUGGAGAGAACUACGGUGGAGGACAUGGACAUUGCUGUCCGAGCUCAUUUACAUGGGUGGAAAUUCGUAUACCUCAAUGAUGUUGAGUGCCAAUGUGAACUGCCAGAAUCUUAUGAAGCGUACAGGAAACAGCAGCAUAGAUGGCAUUCUGGUCCAAUGCAGUUGUUUCGUCUAUGCUUGCCUGCUGUUAUUCAAGCCAAGAUCAGCGUCUGGAAGAAAUUCAACAUGAUAUUCCUAUUCUUCCUUCUCCGAAAGCUGAUUCUACCAUUUUAUUCCUUCACCUUGUUUUGCAUCAUCCUUCCGAUGACCAUGUUCAUUCCGGAGGCUACACUUCCUUCAUGGGUCGUCUGUUACAUCCCUGCUACAAUGUCUUUUCUCAAUAUACUACCGGCACCCAAGUCAUUCCCUUUCAUUGUGCCGUAUCUGCUGUUUGAGAACACAAUGUCAGUUACCAAGUUCAAUGCAAUGAUCUCAGGCCUCUUCCAACUAGGAAGUGCAUAUGAAUGGGUUGUCACCAAGAAAUCCGGAAGAUCGUCUGAGGGAGAUUUAAUCGCAUUGGUUGAGAAAGAAAAAGAAACAAAGCAGCAUCAUAGGGGAUCCUCAGUUCCCGAUUUGGAUGAAAUGAGGGAGGAAAUCAAACAACAAGAACAGAAGUCCCAAAAGAAGAAGAAGCACAACAGGAUUUAUACAAAAGAGUUGGCUCUCGCCUGCCUUCUUUUGACGGCUUCAGUGAGGAGCCUUUUGUCCGCCCAGGGAAUCCAUUUUUACUUCUUGCUGUUCCAAGGAGUAUCGUUUCUUCUAGUUGGAUUGGAUUUGAUCGGCGAGCAGGUUGACUAACUGAAAUGCUUCGGAUAUUCACAACAGAAGUAAAUAAUCACAGUCGGGAUGUGGAUACACACUGCAUAAUGAAGUUAAUUUAUAAGUGGACAUAGAAAGAAAAGGAGCUCGAAUUUGUUGGGGGCUCAGGCUUGAUAAUGUCUCCACAUUCUGUUGUGAAAAAUGCCCCACCUCGUGGCUCCUGGUGUCUCCUUCGCACUUCAGAAAGGGAAGUUGCCUAUGGAAAGACCUGUAGAAGUGGCUGCUGCAAGAAAAAGGAUGAGAAGCCAUCACAACUUAAAAAAUGGGUUCUGUUCAUUACUGCUGUAGAUUAGGCCUUUUGUCUUUCUUCUUUUGGUUUUCUUCUUUUUGGUCAUUUAUAAGUUUUCUUGAAUUCUUUGGUUUUUUUUUUGGUAUAUUCUUUUGUAAGAAGAAUUCAUCCCACCAAGUAUCAAUACACAGGAAAUUAGUCAUCACCAGUCAAAAUAGCUGGCGGUACAGGCUGUAUCCGCUAGAUUGCGUAAUAAUCUUCACAUUAAUCAUAUGUAUAAGAAACACUCUUUUCACAAGAGGGGAUGUACUCCCAGUACACUGUAGCUCUCUGAAUUGUUGUAAAUCUGAUUGAAAAUCACAAGCUUCUUCUCGAAUGGUCUUUCUUAUUUCUGUCGUUCUAUGUACUCUUGUUCUUAGAUAGCUUGACUGGAUGCUGAUCUGACAGGGGACCCGAUUUAUGGUAGUUGUUCUGUAAUAUUAUUCUUUCGGGCAAGUUUCUGAUUGAUCGUCGUCUAUCUUCCUCGGCGAAAUAGAG